UUGAACGGACUACGUUCAGUGUCACACUCAGUGCUACCGACGGUUAGGUUUUAAAACUGUUGUAAGCCUUUUAACUUUGGAAACCAUCUUUAUAACAAACACUUAGCUAAUUUCCAAGCUUCGUGCGUGACUACGUUUGUAUGAGGACGAGAUGCAAUAUCAAAAUCCCAGCGAAAAUGGUCCCCCUCUUCUUCUUCCCUCUCUGCGUCUCUUCAUUCCACCACUGCGGCUUGUCUCUGCAGCCAUGUGGCAAGUGGUUCAGCGAGGAGAUGUUCAAGAUUAUGGGAUGCUGGAGGAGUUUGUCACCACGGUGACCGACAUUGUGCCAGAGCUUUUGAGUUGCAGUCAGAGGGCCCAACUCAUUCUGGGGCUUCGAGCAAGGAUGGUUCUGGAGGUGUGUCGUACUGAGCAGACAGCAGACCAAGACAUUCAGCAACACCUGGACAGGAUCCGAAGCCUCAUAUCAACUGGGGAAGCAGAGUCAAGUGAUGCAGAGGUGGAAUUAUCUGAAUCAAAGUUUGUGGAGCUGGUUGAAUCUCUGCUGAAAGACCCAAGUGAAAGGGAGAACUUUUACCAGGACGUGUUCCCUGUGGAAUUUGGGCCCAAGUAUGACACUGCAAUACAGAUGCUGAUGUUAGAAUUCCUUUCCAGAUUUGAGAAGUUACUUCCCAUACCAGACCUUGAACAGACUGCCUCCUUGUUAAAUGCUGUCCCCUCUGCCCUGGAGAAAUGUUUACAAUUUGUACCUGACCCCAUACAAUUGAGGACCCUGCUCCAGUACCACAGAAAACAUGGACAUUUGGACUUCAUCGGGUUAUCUUUUCCUCUACCUGCCCUGCGCCUGUUCAUCCCACCGCUGCGGCUGUUUUCUGCAGCGAUGUGGCAAGUGGCCCAACGAGGGGAUAUAAUGGACUACGGGAAGCUGGAAGAGUUUGUGACAUUUGUUACAGAGAUGGUUCCAGAGCUGCUCAGUUUCAGACAGAGAACCCAGCUCAUGUUGGGCUUACGAGCAAAGUUGGUUUUGGAGUUGUGCCGCACGGAGCAGACAGCAGGACUUCAGAGCCAUCUGGACAGGAUCCACGCUGCAAGAUCACAUCCGGGGGAUACAGACUUUUGUUGCGCAGAAGCGGAAGCCUCUAAAUCAAAUUUCCUUGCACUGGUACAAACUCUUAUCCAAGACCCAGUUGAGAGAGAACAUUUCUUCCAGGAAGUGUUUCCUGUAGACUAUGGACCCAAGUAUGACUCUGCCCUGCAAGGAUUAAUGUGGGAGUUUCUCUCCAGGCUGGAGCAGCUCCUUCCAGUACCAGACCUCAAACAGACAGUGUCUUGGCUCAAUGCUGCACCCUCUGUCUUGGAAGAGUGUGUCAACUCUCUAUCUCAACCUCUACAGUUGAAGACUCUACUGCAACAUCAUAGAGAACUAGGACAUUUGGACACCAAUGCAACUUCUUCCUCCUCUGCUGGCGACUGCAUCUUCUCCUCUCUGUCUCUCACUCCGGUAGUGGUGACGGCCACUAGAAAGACAGAAACAGAGAUCCAAUCAGAGUUGAUGGAUGGCUGUAUGGACCCAGCCUUAUAUGGUGAAGCGAUGGAAACUGAGUCUGUAGUAGUGACGGAGUAUGCAGAAGUGGAGCUGGGGACCAGUACAUACACCAGUGAGGAAAGGGAGUUUAGUAUAGAGAAGACUGAGUCACAGAACCAAAGAGACAGUCAGGUUGAAUUGAAUGGGGAAGAGCGGGAGAUGGUAGCCAUGCAAAGCGAGGAAGACCGUCAAGAGGGAGAAGUGGAGGUUAUGUUUGAGGAAGUGGGGCAUCCUAACGGAGAUGCUGAGCUUGUUUCAGAGGAAACCAGUGACAUGAACACAGAGGAAGACGUUUUCUGUGCAGAGGUGGGGGAUGUGUGUGUGGAUCUGGAGUCAAUAAAUAGAGAGGUGGAAAUUAUUUAUGAGGAGGUGGAGCAUGUUGAACAUCAGGAGUUAGUUGGGCCUAUAUGUGCAGAGAAUACAAUUGACAGACCGUCCACCCACAAUGAGAACCUACAUGGAGAAAAGGGGGUCACAGAGGAGGGGAUUGAGCAGGAGAGAAAUGAAGCUGGUUAUGUCCCCCAAACUGACACGCAUCAAGGAAGUUCCCAAUGUACGCCACAAGAAGUAAUGAACCAGCCUGAACUGGUCACAUCCUGUCUGCACCAAAAACCCACAUUAGGGUUCCAGAGACUGGACGUCAGUGGUCUGCCUCUCCAAAUGUCCUCCCCCUCUCAACCAUUGAGAAGAAACACAAGGCUCCGGAUGAAGACAGUGGGAUCAAAAGGACCCAAUGGAGGGCAGCUCAAGGCAUUGAAGGAGGAGGCUAAUGGGACCUGGGGCGUCCCUUUAUACCUGCCUCCAGACCCAAGGGAAGACUCUGAAGACCUCGGCGCCACUUCUGACAGCUCCACAAUGAAUGGAAAUAAAGGUGGGACGGUGGAGGCUCCCUCUCUUGUCUUCGCCUGCUCUCAGUGCUCUUUUAACCAUGCCGACGAGGUGACCCUCCGGCAACACCUUAAAGAGCUUCACCCAGAGGAGUACAGAAGGAUACUUGCUGCUGGAGAAAAUGAAACAGAAACCCCUCCAGGGUCUUCCAGCAGCACCCCUCUGAAGCCAUGUCUCUCAGACAUUCCCCACACGCUGGGGAAGUCUGGCAGGCAUGCAUCACGCUCCAAAACAUGCUCUGUGUGUGGAAAGACCUUCUCUCGAGCGACAGAUAUGAGGAGACACCAGAGAUCCCACACUGGGGAGCGGCCUUACAGGUGCACCCAAUGUGAGAAGACUUUCCAGUACUCCUUCGACUUGAAAAGACACCAGCGAAAGGGCCUAGGGUCAAGGCCGUUCCAGUGCUGCGCGUGUGGAGAGGGCUUCGAUCGGGCGGAAGAUCUCAAGACACACUGCAGUGUGGCUCAUUUAGCAGAGUCGCCAGUCUCUGAUGAUGACGUUGGGAUCAAGUUAACCCUCCCAGCAGGCCUUGAGAGUGAGCAGUGUCCCAGCGAAGAGGGUCAACACAAAUGUCCAGAAUGUGACAUGUCUUUCAGUCAGAUAUCCCAAAUGAAGCGACACCAGCUGAUUCACUCCGGUGGUGACACUCUGCAGUGCAACCAGUGUUUGAAGAAAUGUCAAAACUCUGAUGCCCUCACAAAACACAUGCAAAUGCACAACGGCGCUCGACCAUUCCAGUGUUCAAUGUGCAAAAUUAACUUCACACAGCUAGUUUGUCUUAGGCAACACUACUUGAAUGCUCAUAAGGAAGAGGGUUCAUUUCUGUGUUCCCAUUGUCCUAAAAGUUUCUCAAGGCUAUCGAACUUGAUCAAACACCAGAGAACUCAUACAGGUGAGCGGCCUUACCAGUGCUCUCAUUGUCCAAAGAGAUUCACACAACUACAGAUCUUGACUAGACAUGAGAGAAUUCACACAGGAGAGAGACCAUUUCUUUGCCCUGACUGUGGAAAAAGCUUUCUGUCCUCUGGUGAAUUGUCAAAACACCUUCAGUGUCACUCAGAGGAGAGACCCUUCCCUUGUCUCGAGUGUGGAAAGACUUUCAAGGCCAAUCGUUUUUUAAAGAAACACUUACAGACUCAUACAGGGGAGCGUCCUUUCCCCUGCUCCCAGUGUGGGAAGAGAUUUUCCAAGUCGACUGAUCUGACCAGGCAUAAUCGCAUGCAUACAGGGGAGAGGCCACAUAUGUGCUCUCAGUGCGGUAAAAGUUUCUUAACUUACUCCGAAGUGGUGAAACAUCAGCGUUACCACACUGGAGAACGACCAUUCAAAUGUGCGCAGUGUGGGAAAAGUUUUACCCAGUCCUGCUAUCUUACAGUACAUCAGCGGAUACACACAGGAGAGAAGCCCUACUCCUGCAGCGUGUGUGGAAAUCGCUAUAACAGCACCACUCCACUGAAGAGACACAUGCUCAGCCACACGGGAGAGAAGCCAUACGUGUGUACUGAAUGUGGGAAGGCUUACAACAGAUUGCAUCUUCUGCGGACACACGAGCGAACUCAUGCAGCAGCUGAGGCUGUUUGUUGAGGAUAUUGGAGUGUCAUUUGCUAUUCAUAUGUUGUAGUGUCUUUUGGUGGAUCAUUUGUUGUUUUUUGGAAAUGUAAAGUAAAACAGGCCCUUUGUAUUAGAGGCCUGUAACAAGAGUUGAGCCUCGUACUGUAAAUUGUUAAUUCUGUCACUGCUUGGAAUUUGAUUGUAUUUUUGAGGAGAUGUGCUUUUUGCUGUCAGGAAUCAUACAUCAAAGGGCAUUUUAUUUAGAUUACUCACCUUGUUUUGACAUUAAAAAGAGAAGUAUUGCGCACUCUC
Salmo salar (Atlantic salmon) is the source of this 4333-nucleotide messenger RNA. RefSeq lists its product as uncharacterized. Gene Ontology annotation, biological process: regulation of transcription by RNA polymerase II. NCBI's taxonomy places the organism in Eukaryota, Metazoa, Chordata, Actinopteri, Salmoniformes, Salmonidae. Gene Ontology annotation, molecular function: DNA-binding transcription activator activity, RNA polymerase II-specific; RNA polymerase II cis-regulatory region sequence-specific DNA binding. Gene Ontology annotation, cellular component: nucleus. The record is from RefSeq and is a predicted model, not a curated record.